UCUCUAGUCGAAUGUAAGGAGAAUACUUGAUUGUAAUUGGUCCAUUCUUACAGCCCACAACCCACGACACCGACACACGACGCAUUGUAGAACAGGCCUUAAGUCUUAAGCCAUAAGAAAUGGACGAAUCAUAAACAAAGAAUAGGAUGAGUAUUUAUCAUGACUUGUGUCGACUUGAGCUGACUCAAGUCACUAACUCCUAAUGUAAUAAAUGGAAAGCACCUAUCUGCGCAGAAGUUAAUAAAUGAAAAUAAUUGGAUAAAUGCAAUUUAUUUAUUGCAUAAUGAUAGUAUUAGCAGUGACAGUAGCAAUAGUGACAGCACUUAGUCACAUCCUUAGUUCUUUAGAUGAAAAUUACAAUCCGUUAGAAAAUAACUUAUAUGAAAAAGAUCUGCUAUCAGCUCUUCUUCAGCUAUUAAUGAAUGGGCGUAGACAUCAUGUGCAAAAUUUUCUCGAUGUGAUACAUAGGAAAAGUGAUGAAGAAUUUAAAGAAGAUUUCAGAUUAAAUCACAUGAUUGUGAAUAAAUUAAUAGAAUCUUUUAAGGCCAGCAGAUUUAUGCCAACAAAUGAAUUUGGAAAAGAAAGAAAAUCUGCAGAACUAUGUUUGUUAGUGACACUUUGGUUUUUAAGUAACAAAGAACCACAUCGAACAUUAUCUAAUCUUUUUGAUAUAUCAUUAUCAUUAGUAUUUCGUAUUAUACGUCGAAUCAUCGUGGAUCUGCACGAUGCGUCCGACUCGUAGGAACUCCCCAGCGCGCCCACCUGCGAGAGAGUAUUUGAAGCGUCCUUCCUAGCCCAUCCAUAUUUUCUCUUUAAAAUAAUUAUCUCGGGCCGGACGUAAUAAUAUUCUACACAGAUUUUAUACGAUUAAUCUUAGUAUCUUCGGUAUGAUCACAGUACAUUCAGUAUAAAUACAGAA
Pogonomyrmex barbatus (red harvester ant) is the source of this 919-nucleotide messenger RNA. RefSeq lists its product as uncharacterized. NCBI's taxonomy places the organism in Eukaryota, Metazoa, Arthropoda, Insecta, Hymenoptera, Formicidae. The record is from RefSeq and is a predicted model, not a curated record.